Ostrea edulis (European flat oyster) is the source of this 3615-nucleotide messenger RNA. Its product is annotated as Bardet-Biedl syndrome 2 protein homolog. The transcript has 22 exons. Bases 106 to 2316 code for a protein of 736 amino acids. The record is from RefSeq and is a predicted model, not a curated record. Gene Ontology annotation, biological process: non-motile cilium assembly. Gene Ontology annotation, molecular function: protein binding. NCBI's taxonomy places the organism in Eukaryota, Metazoa, Mollusca, Bivalvia, Ostreida, Ostreidae. Gene Ontology annotation, cellular component: neuron projection; motile cilium; membrane.
CAUCGCGGUGCCGAAUCAUUCUCAAAUUAUUGGCAAAGUGUCUGGCAACCGUAUACAACAUUGUCUUGGUUGGACAAAAAUCCGAUAGAUUUUGCGGGAAAGAAGAUGCUGGUGCCUAUUUUCACCUUACAGAUCAAUCAUCAUGUGAACCCUCACAUGGUAACCGUAGGAAGGUAUGAUGGAAAACAUACAGCUUUAACAUGUGCAACAACUGCAGGAAAGGUGUUGAUCCAUAACCCACAUGUGAAAUCUCGUGAAGGUGGAAGGCUGGAUUUUUCGUCAGACAGUGAUGUCAAUCUUUUAAGUAUAAACCAACAUGUUUCAUCAGUAUGUGCUGGAAGACUGUAUCCAGAUGUUACGAAUGACAUUUUGGCUGUUGGAACACAAACCAAUCUUUUGGCCUAUGAUAUUGAUAACAACAGUGAUUUAUUUUACAAAGAUACUCCAGAUGGAGCAAAUUCCUUAACCAUUGGAGAGCUUGGUGAGAUACAAGGGCCUAUGGUAAUAAUAGGGGGAAACUGUUCACUGCAAGGAUAUGAUAUAGAAGGAAAUGAAAACUUCUGGACGGUGACUGGCGAUAACGUCUGUUCGUUGACAUUGCUGGACUUUACUGGAAAUGGACAAAAUGAGCUGAUUGUUGGUUCUGAGGAUUUUGACAUCAGAGUCUUCAGAGAGGAUGAAAUUCUUGCUGAGAUGACAGAAACUGAGGCAAUUACUUGUCUCUGUCCAAUGAAUAACACCCGCUUUGGUUAUGCAUUGGCGAAUGGAACAGUUGGUGUAUAUGAUCGUACAUCAAGAUACUGGAGAAUAAAGUCCAAAAAUCAAGCAUACACAAUACACAGCUUUGACCUUGAUUCAGAUGGGGUGCCAGAAUUAAUCACUGGUUGGAGCAAUGGGAAGAUUGAUGCCAGAAGUGAUAGGACAGGAGAAGUUAUUUUUAAGGACAAUUUUACCAGUGCAGUCGCAGGGAUUGUUCAGGCAGAUUAUAGACUUGAUGGAUCUCAACAGCUGUUAUGUGUAUCAACUGAUGGAGAAGUGAAAGGUUACAAUCCUGCACCUAGAGAAAUGAGGGGUAAUCUGAUGGACUCGAAUCUAGAACAGGACACAAUACGAGAGUUGGGAAUGAGGAAACAGAAUUUAAUGAUGGAGUUAAAAAAUUAUGACCAGAAUGAAAAGGCAGGGGUAGUUGCAGCAGCAGCCAUGCAGGAAGCUCGGCAAUCAGGGGCCAAGUUCUCUGCAGAACGCCCAUUUCCUGUCGGGGAGGAAUAUGACAAGGAAAAGAUGGGAGUUAUUCCGGCAGCAACCCAGUUACAAACAACAUUAACAGUGAAUCCAGGAGAUGAUACCAAGGCACCACAUGUAGAGCUGUUUAUUGGAACAACAAAUGACACAUUGGUCCGAGCUGCUUUGAUCUUUGCAGAAGGAAUUUUUGAAGGAGAGAGCCAUGUCAUACACCCUAAUUCAAAUGCACUGUCCAAUUGUGUCCACGUGCCAAUCAUACCACCAAAAGACGUUCCAGUGGAUUUACACAUUAAAGCUUUCAUAGGAUAUAAGUCAAGCAUGCAAUACCAUGUAUUUGAAUUGACAAGACAACUACCAAGAUUCUCUAUGUAUGCACCAUGUCGAAAGGACUGUCCAGAACCCAAAAGUAGCUGCACGUUUCAAGUCAAUGAAAGAAUGCAAAGGGUACUGUUGUGGAUCAACCAAAGCUUUCUCCUGCAAGAUGACAUUGAUGCUGAUGGCAGUCUAAAUGUGGCUUUUAUGUCUCUGAGAGGAUCUGGACCAUUGUUUCUAAAAAUGGAAGCUCAGGGAUUGAUGACAAUAAAGACAGAUGAUAUGGAUUUGGCAGGUGACAUCAUUCAAGCACUUUGUCAGUUUUUGAAUUUUGAUGACUUACAAGUUGCAGCUGAUUUCCCAGAGGAAAUGGAGAAACUACGACAAAUCCUGGUCAAAGUUGACGAGUAUCAUGCAGUAAGGCAGAAACUAACAGCUGAAAUGGCAGACCACUCCAAUUUGAUAAGAAGCAUGGUUGUGAGGGCAGAAGAUGCUAGACUUAUGGGUGACAUGAAAAAUAUGAGGAAAGGUUACAUGGAGCUGUAUAACAUGAACAGGGAUCUAAUUAAUGGCUACAAAAUCCGCUGUGGAAAUCAUCAGGAGUUAUUAGCAUGUCUUAAACAGCUUAAUCAAGUGAUCCAGAGGGCAGGCAGACUAAGAGUUGGGAAAUUCAAAACGCAAGUUGUGUCAGCAUGCAGAGCUGCAAUCAAGACCAAUAAUGUCAGUGCUUUGUUUAAAAUCAUCAAGACAGGGGCAUCAUAGAGGUCAUCAUAGAGGUCAUAGAGGUCAGUCAAAGCUGAAAGCCAAAUCAUCAAGACAGGGGCAUCAUAGAGGCCAAUCACAUUGGAUAAUGGACAAGGAAUCAAAGCUGAAAGCCAAAUGCAAAAUUGUCAAACACUAUCUGAACUACUUGCGCACAAUUUUGAUUACCGGGUAGAUUAGAUUUUAGUGAUUGGUCCCUCUGUCAUAUUUUGUGUCCACUUAAGGAAAAUACCCCAAGUAAGCCCCUCCAUAUAUUGUAAGCAACAGAUGUAUAGCCUGUUCCUGAAAAUAUAAGGAAGCCAUCUCUCUAUGCUUAUAUUAGGAUGGGACAUAUUUUGAUUAAGUGAUGUUUGAACUCUUAUAUGCUUUCUUACAUGUACAUGAAUUGUAACUUGCUUUUACUUUUUUCAUAGAAGACUACAGAUCAUAACAGGAACGUAGCAUUGUUUUUUGAGGGUUUUUUUGGGGGGUGGGUGGGGGGGAUCUAUCAUAACAGGAAUGUAGCAUCAUUUUUCGAAGAAGUUUUCUUUUGGGGGGGGGGUGGGGGGCAGAUGAAUAAGAAGUUGUCUUCAUAUUCUCUGAAGAUUCUUCACAAGGAAAAAUUAAAAGGAAAGGAUACAAAAAUACCGAAAUUGGAUACUUCUGCCCAAACAUCAAAAUCCUAAAAUGGGGAGCAGGUGUCCUUCCGUACACCGGUACAUAGGUUCAAUUGACUUCAUUUCAUUUGCUAGAGUUGUGUAUUUUAUGUGAGCAUCUUUUUUAUUUAUAAAUCUGCCAGUUAUGGUACUGACUUUAAAACACUGUGUGCGAUAUAAUCAACAAUUUUAAUGUACAUAUACAUUCAUUGUGUUAGUUAUUGGUUCUUGUGUACAAUAGGUAUAGAACAGAUAUAUGUUGCGUUACUGCUGCUGUUCAAAGUUAUGAAGUGUUGGCAAGAAGAGGAAAUAUUUUAAAACAGCACAGUGAAGAUAGGUGUUAUAAACUCUGGUAUGUUUCUCCUUUGAUAUGAUAAACAUUAUUAUCUUGCACCGAAUCAUGAACCGGAAGUGGUCAUUUGACCAGUGACCGUCGUACAAUGACUUGAACGGUUUCAUUCCAUUUGAUCAAUGAAUGGUUGAAUUUAAGGUCUCCAGAAAUGGUUUCCAGUAUUUUGCGCUGUUUAUUACUUUUAUUCUCAACGUUCUCUUGUCUGAAUUUCGGUAACGCGAGUGUGUCCUUUGACCAAAAUGAAUUGAUAUACAUCAAUGAAAUUGUCACCAUAUCAAUAAGAAAUGAUUGAAGUAAAGGCUUCAUGAAAUA